This is a messenger RNA of Cantharellus anzutake, 659 nucleotides long. Its product is annotated as ERV/ALR sulfhydryl oxidase domain-containing protein. Gene Ontology annotation, cellular component: mitochondrion. The transcript is spliced from 4 exons. The coding region runs from base 132 to 617 and encodes 161 amino acids. Gene Ontology annotation, molecular function: flavin-dependent sulfhydryl oxidase activity; flavin adenine dinucleotide binding. NCBI's taxonomy places the organism in Eukaryota, Fungi, Basidiomycota, Agaricomycetes, Cantharellales, Hydnaceae. The record is from RefSeq and is a predicted model, not a curated record.
GACGCUCCACGAAAAUGAUCAAGGGCGGAGCUGGGUCGGGCGACUUGGAGACUCUUGUUGGUGCAUUACCUCUCACCUAAUUUCUGUGAAUCUGACCAACAUGAACUUCCGCGACGCUUUCCAUCACGAAUAUGAACUCAUCUAGGCAUACCAUGACAUUAAGAUACCCCGAGCACCCAACCCACGACGAGCGUGAGGCUUUGAAGAACUACUUCUAUCUAACUUCAAGAUUGUACCCUUGUGGCGAAUGUGCCUCACAUUUCCAAAAAUUACUCAAAGAAUAUCCUCCCCAAACAGCCACCCGUAAAACGGCUUCAUUGUGGUUAUGCCAUAUCCACAACCUUGUUAACAUUCGUCUAAAAAAACCCGAAUUUGACUGUGGGAAGCUCGAUACGACAUACGAUUGCGGUUGUGGACCUAACAACACAACAUCGUCCCACCUGUCUUCUACUUCCAAUUCUAACUCUGCCCCCACCACCAUCCCCAAAUUGGAUACAAAGGACGUAAAGGUUGAGGACGAGUCGUCCCCAAGGGGUGAGCCAGUGAAGAAGGAUGAGAUUACGGGGGUGGACAUGAUUCGAGGGGGUGUACGAAAACGAGAGCAAGAUGGACAAUGAACAACAGUUACGAAAACGAUCCUUCCUAGGAGAAGAUUGGUA